GUUUCUCCUAUGGUUACCGUUAUUAGCUAGUAAUAGUGGGGUCCAUUGUUCUGUUUUUGUUCUUCCAAUUUAAACUCACUGUUUUAUUUUUUCUCUCUAACUUCAUGACUAGUAAAGUUGUAGCUGCAUAGAAGAAAACAUGAUUGCCUAUGAAGAAGAAGAAGAAGAGAUGCCUAAGUUAUCUUCUCACCAACCACUUCACCUCUCUUCCUUUAUCAGACAUGUCAAUUACAGCUGUGGUUCUUGCGGUUAUGAGCUGAACUUGAACUCAAGCAAUCGCAACACAGCAUCAAUUAAGAACAAAAGGAAGAGAUCUCUCAUUUCAUUCUUCUCUGUUGACGAAACCAGAUUCACUCACAUUCAACAAUUCUCAUUCUCAUGGAUUUCAUUUCUCAAUUUCCAACGCACAGCAUCGAAACUACUCUGUCGCAGCUGUGGAAACCACCUAGGUUAUGCUCGCACUUUCCCUUCUCAAUCUAACUCAUGGGACGGUAUCUCUGAUUCUAGAACUUUCUACAUCAAACUCAACGCCAUUCAACCUUCUUCAUAACUCCUUUUCUUGUUUAGUUUCACUAUUAUAGAGGAUCUCUAAAUGUCUAUUAUCACUGCAUAAUAGAAGAAUAAAUGUUACUGUUUUUAGGAACAAAAUAUUGUUAGAGUUUGUUAUAAAUUAUUGUUUCGCAUAUUUAUGAAAAAAAUUGUAUCGGUGUAAUUCUAUACUUUUGUUCGAUACAAAAUUACCAUAUUUGAUUCGCUUUCA
Lathyrus oleraceus (garden pea) is the source of this 760-nucleotide messenger RNA. RefSeq lists its product as uncharacterized. The coding region runs from base 140 to 550 and encodes 136 amino acids. Lineage: Eukaryota; Viridiplantae; Streptophyta; Magnoliopsida; Fabales; Fabaceae. The record is from RefSeq and is a predicted model, not a curated record. The transcript is spliced from 2 exons.